AUGGUUCGGAAUCGUCGCCGACGUCAAUCGGAUUGUGCUGAACACGAGAAAAGCAUUCAGAAACAGCUUUGUCAACGAUCCUACGGGUUGCCGUAUGUGAACGAGAGCGGACGGACCGGCUGGCCGCUUCCACAGCGAAUCGCGUUCGGUCAUUGUCAAAGGCUGGAACGGGAAGGUUUUCGAUUCUUCGACCCGGCCUCUCCUGGAUCGCCGUACUGGGGUGCAAGGACUACUCACGCCUAUAAUCUAUGGGAUGCAACUGAGAAGGUACUCAAGGAAGAAUUUCAAAGAAGAGGCAGAACUCUGAAGAUCAGAGAAGGAGCGGCGCCGUAUUACGGUCCCAAGAUAAACCUUAUGCUUCGAGAUCCCAACGGACUUUAUCAUAUCUACGGGUCCAUCCAACUAGACGUCGAAAUGCCAGAAGGAUUUGAUCUAGGAUAUAUUGGCGACGACCGGAAACGACAUCGACCGGUGCUGAUCCAUCGUGCAAUUGUACCUCCGGCUGAGACAAUCCUGGCUAUUAUUUCCACGCAGUGUGGUGAAUGUGCUUCCAGUAUGUACUGUAUCAAUCCCAUAUGCCCGAAGGAUAGCAAAGGAGUGGAGGCAAACUUCGAAUGCGCAGGGACACUGAAUCGUAGAAUCAAAAAUUCCAUCGGAUCCAAACCCAACUUCACACUUGUGGUCGGUCGAACUGAAAUAGCGAAUGGUACCGUUAAUGUGCGCACGAGAAACGACCUCGUCUUAGGUGAAUUUACCAUCAAGGAAGUACUUCGUCAAUUCCGCUGCUUCGAAGAGGAGUACAGUACCGAUCGGCAGUGCAUCGAGGCAUUCAUGCGAUGUCGUGGUCCAGAACGAUCAUGGUUCCCGUGA
Molecule: messenger RNA, 870 nt
Organism: Haemonchus placei
Lineage: Eukaryota; Metazoa; Nematoda; Chromadorea; Rhabditida; Trichostrongylidae
Source: the annotation of a GenBank genome assembly